CCUCACACAAUACGCUUCCCCUCUGAGCACCCGCUUUAAGGAAAAGGGGGGGAGAUACAGUUUCUACAACAAUGGAAAUUCAAUCAGGAAAUGGAGAAGAGGCGGUGAGCGCUGUGUCGGCGACCUCAGGCUCUGUUUCCUGCCGUCCCUCUGGCCCGCAGGUAGAGGCAUCAGACGAUCCUGUGUUCAGAGAGGACCUGCAGGCGACUAAGAGGAUUGAGAGGUUUGACAUCCCACUGGAUAGCCUGAAGAGGAUGUUUGAGAACCCGGCAGGGGCAAACACAGAAGUGAGAUCCGUCCACACAACCCCGUCCAAGCAAGCACCGUCCAGUCUCACCAGGUCUGAGCCCUCGCCAGGACAGAACAUGGCCUCAUCUCAGGACCCCGGUCACUCUGCAGGCAGCAGAUCCAGGUCAGAACGUCCCGAGGAAGGAGCGAGCCAGGGGAACGGGGCCCACAGUGCUGAGGACAAGGAGCUCGAACCGGUGUCGGUGAAAGAGCGGCUGGCCAUGUAUCAGGCUGCCGUGUCCAAGAAAGACGCCAGCGGUUCCUCCUCCGCGAUGAUGGAUGAGUCAGAGGCCUGCUCACUGCCUGGUGGCCUGGCCAGCGUAAAGAGACAGUUUGAGAACCAGGAGUUUGCCUCCUCCUCCUCCCAGAGCUCCGUCACCCAGUUUCAUAUCCAGCAGAGAUCCGUCCAGGAGGUGUCCAGCUCUUCAGAGGUGACAGUGAGAAGCAGUGCCAGGGAGGUCGUCCCCGCCGCAACCCUUUUUCAUGAUCAACAACAGGUGACCCACGAUCAAAGUGUCCAGCAUAACAAUGUGGCCACGAGUUACGGGAACCAUUUCAGUGAAACAGUUACGCUCGUCGGAGGAGAGGACCUACCAAAGGUUUCCACUCAGGCUUUGAAGCAGCAGUAUGAAAAAACUAUUGAGGAGGCUACACCAACCAAGCAAAUUAAGGUUGAUGUGGAUUUCAACCAGUUUCAAUGGGCACCAGUUACCCAGUCCUCCAAAGGUUCAGCCUUGAUUAACUAUGACACAUCCUCCACAGUAAAGACUGCCAGUGCCUCUUCAUCAGCCACUGCCUCCUCAGUGGCUUAUGAGACGACAGAUCAUUUUCCUCCCCCACCCACAGAUCUGCUGCAGGUGCCACAGGAAGCACCUCAGUACUGUGUCUCUCCCCAGCCGCAUAACCCAGUUUCCCAGCACAAGACGUACAUUGUCAACAAGGAAGAAUACUUUAAGCAGAGGAGCAAGGCUGAGCUGAAGCGCCUCUACAAGCACAUCCACCCAGAGGUCCGCAAAAACCUUGAAGAUGACUUCCAAAGCCAGCUCAGUGAGGUGGAAAAGGCUGAACUGGACGAUGAGGAAAUACUGGGUGGCGAAGUCCAGCAGGCGUGCUAUGCUAUUGAACAUGAUGACGGCAGUCCAAGGAGUAUGAGCCCUGAUAGAGAGUACCUGGAGUGGGAGGAAAUCCUUAAAGGGGAGGUGCAGUCCAUGCGCUGGAUGUUUGAAAACAAACCACUAGAUACUAUCAAAGAUGACACUCCGGAUGAGAAUGAAGUGAGGAACAUUGCCCAGCAGGAAAUCAUUGCAGGCAAAGACGUCAGAUACACAGCAUGGAUGUUUGAGACUCAGCCCAUGGAUGCUCUGGGGACAGAGACUCAUGAUUCCAUUGAGGAGUCAGAAAAAUCAACAGAACUUGCGAGGGGUGAUGUCCGCACUGCUACUUGGCUUUUUGAGACGCAGCCACUUGAUUACCUGAAUAAGAUCUACCAAGAAGAUGAGCAGGCCCUGGAUGUUGUUGUCACAAAAGACAUCACCGGAGGAGAUGUGAAAACUGCCAGGUAUCUCUUUGAAACCCAGCAUCUGGAUUCCCUCGGUAAGACAGAGACCAUUGAAGAGAGUCACUUCCUGAACCUGAAGUCUGAGCUAGAGGAGAUCAAAGGGGAGGUAAAAACAACCACUCGCAUGUUUGAGACCCAGCCCAUGUGUGUCAUCAGGGGAGAUUCAGGGGAGAUGCUGGAGAUCACCAAAAUCCGCAGGGAGGAGACAGAGAAAGGAGACGUGAAGACAUCCCGCUGGAUGUUUGAAACCCAGCCUCUCGAUAUGAUCAACAAAGACCCUGCUCAGGUGAAGCUGAUCUGUGGUGUUUCCAUGGAGGACAAUAUUCAAGGGGGUGUGAACAAAGGUAGAUGGCUUUUUGAGACAAAGACCUUGGACACCAUUAAGGAUGAGGAAUGGGAGAUUUCCAGGAUGCAAAAGGAAGAAAUAAUUGGAGCUGAUGUGAGGAGGCAUUGUCUUGUGUUUGAGACUCAGCCUAUGGAUUCUCUGAAAGACAAUGCCAAUGCCAGACCCCUAGCCACAGAGGAGAUUGUCGGAGGCGAUGUUCAGUCUGCAAAAUAUCUGUUUGAAACCGUACCCAUGGAAAACCUGAAGGAUCUGCCCGAAGUAGGCAAACUUCAAAAAAUGGUUGCAUCUGAGGAAGAAAAGGGUGAUGUGAGACAUCAAAAGUGGGUUUUUGAAAGCCAACCACUUGAAAAUAUAAGGGAAGAGAAGAAGGAGAUCACACGGACUGUAAAUAUAGAGGCUCUUGAUAAAGGAGAUGUAACAAAUUAUAAGGAAAGGUUUGAAAGCAUGGAUUUAGGUAAAUGUGAAGGAACACAGAAAAUACAAGUUGAGGGGGUUACAAGUGGAUCUGUCAAAUCCAACAAAGUUCUUUUUGAAUCCACCCCAAUGUAUGCCAUGCAAGACAGUUCUGGCCAUUACCAUGAGGUGAAAACUGUGAGGCGUGAGGAGAUUGUGAAGGGAGAUGUGCGGAGCUGCAGAUGGAUGUUUGAAACACGACCUAUUGAUGAGUUUGAUGAGAGCAUUAAUAAAUUUCAGAUAAUAAAAGGCAUAUCAAAACAAGAAAUUGAAUCGGGGGAUGUCAAAACUGCCAAGUGGUUAUUUGAAACUCAACCACUUGAUGCCAUCAAGUUUUUCAGCAGUGUUGAAGAUGAAGAGCAAAGAACUAAAGAGGGUAUUGAAAUUGAGAGAGGAGAUGUGAAAACCUGUAGGUGGCUAUUUGAGACUCAACCAAUGGAUGUCCUGUAUGAAAAGGUAGAGAGGAAUGAGACUGAUGUAGAGGAAGUCCAAAAGGGGGAUGUCAAAACGUGCACAUGGCUCUUUGAGACACAGACACUUGAUAACAUACGUGACCAUACAGAUUCAGAGUCCGAGACCAUUCUUAAAACCUGCACUGUAAAGCAAGAGGACAUCCAUGGAAAAGAUGUGCGUCUGGCCCGCUUCCUCUUUGAAACUGAGAAUCUUGAAAACAUCACUGGUGAGGACACUGGUUCCUUCAGGAGGGUUACAGAAAUUGACAUCCAGUCCGGCGAUGUUUCAAGAAUGAAGUUCAUCUUUGAGAAUCGGUCCUCAGACAUUAUGAGCUCUACCUCUGAGGAAACAAUGCAGAGGUUAAAGACACAACAGGCCGAGGACAUACAGAGAGGAAACGUGGUCAACUGUACCUGGAUGUUUGAGAAUCAGCCGAUAGAUGCCAUUCACGAUGAGUCCAAAGAAACUAAGGAAACGCGCACUGUGACUGAUGUGCAGGGUGGCAAUGUUGAUAAAGGACGCUUCAUUUUUGAGACUUAUUCCCUAGAUCAAAUUCAAGAGGAGUCAACCGAGACUGAUAUUUCCAAACUUACUAGUAUCAUUAGAGACGAGAUAGAAAAGGGAGAUGUGAAAAACUACACCAUGAUGUUUGAAAAUCAGCCACUGUAUGCCAUACGUGACAAAGAGGGCCACUACCAUGAAGUAACGACAGUUACCAAGGAAGAAAUCAUGAGAGGAGAUGUAAUAGGAGCAAGGUGGCUAUUUGAGACUAAACCUCUGGACUCAAUCAGAGAUUCAGAGGAGGUCUAUGUUAUUAAAGCCGUGACUGAAGAAGGUAUCAACAAAGGAGAUGUUAACUUGGCCAGAUGGAAGUUUGAGACUCAGCCGUUAGAUGAAAUUGCAGAAGACAUAAAAGUGAGGUCUAAAACAGUGGCAGACAUCCAAGGAGGUGACGUGAAGACAAACAAACAACGUUUUGAGACUGAUGACAUGUCACAAAAGUAUGUCAGAACUGUUAGUGUGAGCGAGAUCCAAAAAGGGGAUGUUAGGUCUGCCACAUGGAUGUUUGAAACACGCACAAUUGAUAAGAUCCAUGGUGAUGGUACUGAAUAUGAUGAGAUGGAGACGGUGACAAAAGAGGAAGUGAUGAAAGGCGAUGUCAAACAGUCUGUGUGGCUCUUUGAGAAGCAGCCCCUUGACAGGAUCAAAGAGACUGAUGACACAGAGCCUGUUGUCACAAAGGAGGAUAUCCCCCAGGCUGAUGUGAAGACAACAACAUGGCUGUUCGAAACCACUCCCUUCCACGAAUUUAAUGAGAGCAAUGUUGAAAAGACAGAAAUAAUGGGUAAAAGCAUUAAAGAGACACUUGAGGAGCUUUACUGUCAGAAAAUGGUUGACUCGCAAGGUAUUCUCAUUGAAGCGGAUGAGAUCGGCGACGUCCGCAUGGCCAAAUAUAAACUGAUGAAUCAAGAGGCUCCAGAAAUCCAAAAGGAAGAGGUUAUCAGAGGGGAUCUGAAUAACAUUAUGAUGAAUCUCCUGAACCGCAGAGAGACCACAGAGAGGGGGAUAACUAUUGACCAGGAGGAGAGGGGCAACAUCAACACCACAGUGAGGCAACUGUUCAACCAGGAAAGGGGAAUCAAUGUUGAGAAAGAGGAAAUCAUCCGGGGUGACAUUCAAGAGGCCAUAAACAAUCUGCUGAAGAAUGAGGGCUCCUCAAAGCGUGGCAUUCUGAUUCAAGAGGAUGAAAAAGGAGAUGUGAGAAUGACUAUCUAUUCUCUGUUAAAUAAAGGGGAGAGAGCCAGCAUAGAGAAGGAGGAUAUAAUUCAAGGCAAUGUCAGCAGAACCCUUCAUCGACUUCUGUCCAACCCAGAUGCAGAGGACUCUAAGAAGAUAAGGGUGGGAGACACAGAGAGAGGUAAUGUCAGCUUUUACUCUACGUGCAUUGAGUCUGGAGCUUUGGAUUACCUGAAACAGCUUCAGUAUGAAUCUGAUGAGGCCCCAGAAAAGGUUGAGAAAGAGCGUAUAAUAGGUGGUGACAUUGAAGAGACAAAGCUCAUACUGAGAAGGAAUCAGCAGCAGAUAGGUCGCACAGUGGCAGAGGAUGAUAUAGUCCCUGGUGAUGUGCACAGCACUGUUAAGGUGUUCAUGACUGAGCCUGCUGUUACCUACAGAAACCUAGAGAAAAAAGAUAUUGUUAAAGGUGACCUCAGGGGAGCCCUGGAUUCACUGACCCAAGCCAUCAAUCAGAGGGUGGUAAUCGAGAAAGAGGAAGUAGUAAAAGGAGACAUACCCUCUACUUUGAGGUCCCUGGAGGAGGCCCAACAUCAAGCCAAAGAAAUGGAAAAGCCAGAAAUUGUCAGGGGAGACAUCAGAGGUGCUCUGGAGUCACUUGAGAAAUCUGCAACUGCAAAAACUGAAACAACUGUUGAAGACUUGGUGCCAGGUGAUAUCAAAGGGACCCUGAGGUCCCUGGAGGAGGCAAAACAAACUGUGAAAGAGGUAGAAAAAGAGGAGAUUGUCAAAGGAGACAUUUACACCGCCAUGCAGAGUUUACAUGAGGCAUCAAGUGAGAAAAAGAUUUACCAACAUCAAGUGAGUGAACAAGGGGAUGUUAAAGGCACCAUCCAGCUCCUGCUGGAGCCUUCCACCUCUCCAAGAAUUCAGCGCAGAGGAAGCAUUGAAGGAGAUGUGAAAACAUCCAUAAAAUCCCUCUAUGACGGGCAGGAUACAACACAGGUUGAAAAAGAGGAGGUAAUAAAGGGUGAUGUUCAAGGGACUAUAAAGUGUCUCAUGCAAAAGAAACAAUAUUCAAAUCCAAAACGUAUGUAUUCAUCAAAGAAAGCAAAAGUGCCUGCAAAAAAUCCAUUAAGUGCAAAGCAAGUGGAGCAUGACUGCUUACAUGUGGAUAAGAGUGAGAGUGUAGCAGUCAAUCCAGCCCCCGCUGUGAAAAACCUCUCUCAGAGCGGUGAGUCACAGAAGCACAUACAGACACACACUGAAAGAAAAUCAGUGAAAACUAAUGCCAUAACCCAAGAGGACCACUCUCAUACUGUAGCCAAAACAGACAAUACCUCUGAGGCCUCCCAACAGAUAAACAUUAAAGAACAAAGUGUGAAACAGAAAAUGCCGUCCCAACAGAAAACACCAGCUCCUAAGCCUAUUACAAUAAAGAAUAAACAAAUGACUAAUAAUGAGCAGACAGAGACAAAAGCAGCUGUUGACAUGAAUGUGAUGAAAGAGGUUCAGAAAACAUCACAGACAACUGCUGCAGCCAAGCAAACGUGUGAAACAAAGACAAUCAAACAGGUGCAGACUACAGUGACGGAGCACAAGACUGUCAUGCACAAGCAAAAUGUAACGGUGUCACAGCACAUGUCUGCCUCGCAAAAACAAAAUGCUACAACAGAGAAUAAGGCUCUGACACAAAAGCAGAGCGUCAAAAAUAUGAAGAGUGAUUACCGUAACCUUGACAUGAAAGGAAAAGCAAUGAUCAAAAAGGGGAAGCCAGAGAUUCAUUUCCCGCCUCCUCCUUCUUCCCCACCUCCACCUUCAGAGUCUGAGCUCUCCCUUCCUCCACCACCAUCACCAGUGGUGGACAGUCCAGCAUCAACCAUAUCCCGCCCCUCUAUCAUGAGGCAAGACAGUGACCUCCCACCCCCUCCUCCACCACCUCCUAUGGAAAGUAUGAAAUCGGAGCCAGAAUUUUUCCCUCCUCCCCCUCCUCCACCACCACCCUCUGUGGCUGGACAAGAUUUCCUUCCUCCACCUCCCUCGCAGCAAGAGCUUAAUGCUAUGCCUCAGCCUCCCCCUGUUAAGCCAGGGAAACCAAUUGGGAGGCCCUUAUUCAAAGUCCCCAAGCCACCAGAGCCACCCAAGCAGCCAAUACAAGCUAAACCCAAAUGGCAGAAAAAGCAGCCAACCCCACCACCUCCACCUCCUCUCCCUCCUGGCCAAGAAACAGUCGCGUCAUCAAAUCUUAAGGAGGAAGCUACGGCCCAGGAGGAGAAAAAAGAGGUGACUAAACACGCUGAAACAAGCAAGCAGAUUAAGUCUGAAUCAACAGCAGCGUUAAAACCAAAAAUACCUACAAGCGCCCCAGCUGUAAAACCAACACAAGAGGAUACCCCACAGCCACCUAAAAAAGUGUUUGUACCUCCCAUUAAGUUGCCCGCAACCCCUGAACCCACUCCGGCACCAAAGUCUAAACCAUAUGCCCGCAAAUUCAAAACCCCUCUCAUGCUUGCAGAGGAAAGAUACCGCCAACAAAAAAUGGAGAAAGACGAAAUUGAGAGAAGUAGAGUUACCACUCCCACAUCUCCCCCAGCUAAUAUACAAGUACAAGCACCGUCCCCUGUUGCCUGUGGCGAGCUUUCCACAGCUCAGAAAACUGAGAAAGAAGUGACAGUGGAAACAACAAAAGGAAAGGCUGAAGAAGGUAAGGCCACUUCCAAAGAUGAAAUACCAGCUCAAGAGACAUCUGCCAAGAAAACCCCCUCCCACAUCCCUUUGAGCAAGCCUUUGAUUGCCGUGGUAAAUAAGAAAUCAGCCCCUGGAUCUCCAAAUAUUUCCUCAGAUAAAAAGCACAUUGCCAGUGAGCAUCCUUUGGUCUCCUCAGAAAAAACACCUGCCUCAUCUGAUGUCAUUAAAAAGACUAAAAUUGCAUCCUCAGCCAAGCAUCAGACUGUUUCUGUCUCGGCUGCUCAGUCUCAUCAUGAGAGCUCCGACAUUAAAGUCCAGUCAUGUUCUAACGUGGUCACUUCCUCAGUCACAGAGCAGCAGCAGUUCAUUAAGAAAUCUAGCACCAAAUGUGUCGCUUCCACACAGAGCGCUGUCCAGGAAAAUGUAAAUCUUCCAACCCAGUCUGCGGUCACACUGAAAGCUGAAGAUGUAAAGAAUAUUAAUGUGCCACUGACACAGGAGGGGAAAACGGCUCCCGCUCAACCUACUAAAAUUCCAAAGGUAACUCCGAGUUUCAAGGUGAAAACCUUUAAGAUGCCAACAGAGAUGAAAGAGGAGAAAUGUGACACUGUGGGACAAAAAGAAACAAUGAAAAGUGAAUUGCAUUUACAGCAAGGCAGUGAUGAUAUUUCUCAAAAGAGUGGGACAAAUGUGAUUCAGGAAAGCAGCCAGGUGAUGUCAGCAAGAAAUGAGGUAAAAACUGAAAUGAGAGUCAAAGAAAAGAAACAACAGGUGAUCCCCCCUGUGGAGGUUCAACUGAAAAAGGGAAAACAGGUGUCAAACAGAGAGAAUGAAGUAAAGCAAUCCCAAUCAAUUAAUGUCUCUGUGCCUAAAGAGGCUAAGAUAAUGUCUGCACUUUCUCCUCAAGGACUGGACCACCUAUCUGCUUCCCACACUCAACAGAGCAUGAAAGCAGAACAGAGUCACAAGGAGAUAGUUGUGGCUGAGAAUGUGGUUCAGCAAAACUUUCAGAGGCAGGAAGCUGUUCACACACAAAAACAGCAGAUAAAAAUUUCACAGCAGCAGCAGCAAAGAGCACAAAUAAAUAAAAUGCCAGUUAUGGCUGGGAAAUCAAAAGGUGUGCCUCAGGAUGUGUUGGUGAAAGGGACUACUAAAAUGGUCCAUACAGAUGAAGUUCAAUGUUCUGAAGAGAGCAUGGACUCAGAGAAAUGUAAAUUACUGCAGAAACUACUCACUCAAAUAAAAGAGCUUCAGGGUACAUCAAGCAAAAUAGAUUCUAAUGCUGUCAGGAUGAUUAUAAGUGAGGUCCCUGACUGGAUGAUGGGCUUGGAUGAGAAAAAGAAUUUAAGUGAAAUUGCUCUUCAACGGAGUAAGAAAAAGCUCAAAGAGAUGGUUGUCUACCUGAGAAAUAUUGUUGAAGUAAAGGUCACAGUUUUGGAAGAAAACUUGGCAGCUGUGGAAAAGCAAGUCAAAGAGGCACCACCAGCGCCGCCCCCAGUGCCUCCAAAACCUGACAAGAAGGUUGUCAGUGGAGCAACUGCAAAGAUUUCUAAAAUUAGCAUUGGCUCAUCCAAAGUGGAGACACAAAAGAAGGUGGUUGAGGAGAAAAAGUCAUCUCAUGAAAGCAAAAUGCAUCAGAACCUGAGUGAGGUGGCUAAUACUGAUCAGAGGGUUUCCUCCCCGUUAACAAGUAUCCGCACUCCGUCACCCACUUUCAUUACUAUUGAAUCAGUGAGAAGGACAGAUUCACCACUCAGAGUGACCCCUUCUCCUCCACCAUACAAAGCUGCAGGGACACCACCACCCCCUCCUCGCAAGUCAUACACGCCCACAUCACACUUCAGCAGGGCCACACCCUCUCCCACCCUGAGCCGUUCAGAGAAGUUGAUGAAGUUGAAGGACACAACCAGUAAACUCUCCCGGGGCAUGACCCCUCCGCCUCCCGUGCCGGCACCAGGGUUUUCUGUGGCUGAAAGAGAGGAAUCAUCUCCACUUGGAGACACAGAGACUCACGAAGAGACCCUUGAACAGGGGCUAGUAGAUGUGACAGAAAUGGUGGACUCCAUGAUGACUGUCAAGGACAAAAAGUCUUUCUUUGAAGAGGCCCAGAGGGCUGAAGUCAACAGGACUUACAUUCGGAAGGAUCCCAUCGACAUCCCAGAACGCCUGGGUGCUGAUAAUGAAGAGGUCACCGAGACUGUGACUAUAGAACUUCUGAAAGAGGAUCUCCCAAGGGUUGACCUCUCAAAGCUGGUCAAUAGGUUUGAGUCCCCACAACCAAAGGUUUACACCAGAAAAGAGCCCAUUGUCAUUGCAGAGAGGCUGGGGAGUGACACAGAGGAUGCGGAGGCAGAGCCGAAAACACCAAAGAGUGAAGAAAUUCCUACAUUCAAUGUCAAAGCGAUAAAGGAUGUGUUUGAGACAGGAGAGCACAGUUCUCAGGCAGCCAGAGAGCUAAGAGAACAAAUAGAAAGAAGAGAAUUUGAAUCAGCCAAUUUGGAACCGGUGGGGCACUCAGAAACAACAUCAAUCACUGAGCAAUUCUCCAGCAUUGAUGACUAUGGAAACGUGACAAGCGAGAUGAGGAAUGAGAAAACCACGCACUCGGAGAGCUCCAUGACCCGCGGUAACCCCCCGUCCUACGCUGACGUGGUGAGGGGGAAAGUUCCAACAGUAGCCGUUCCCCCCGAGGCCUCGACCGAGGAGCUGCUGAGGAGCUUCCAGCAGUCGUGGGCCGAGAGCCAAGGAGUUUUCCAGAACUUGGGUUUCAGUGUCACUGAGCAGAGGACUUCGCAGUUUGUGACACAUCAGCAGGAGACUGUUGUGACGGAAAACACGAGUUCCAGAGUCCGAACUGUGCACGGUGUGUCGGAAGAGGGUGUACCCCAUGGAAUCGCUGAUCGCGGACAAACAAAACUUCCAUAAAAGCUGCUUCCGUUGUGCACAUUGCAGUGGCAAACUAAGCCUUGGAAACUAUGCCUCUCUCCAUGGACGAAUGUACUGCAAGCCACAUUACAAACAACUAUUCAAGUCCAAAGGAAAUUAUGAUGAGGGAUUUGGAGAGAAACCACACAAAGAACUAUGGAAUGCUAAGAACCAGCAGA
Messenger RNA from Myripristis murdjan (pinecone soldierfish), 10624 nucleotides. Its product is annotated as xin actin-binding repeat-containing protein 2-like. Gene Ontology annotation, cellular component: stress fiber; focal adhesion. NCBI's taxonomy places the organism in Eukaryota, Metazoa, Chordata, Actinopteri, Holocentriformes, Holocentridae. The record is from RefSeq and is a predicted model, not a curated record. Gene Ontology annotation, biological process: actin cytoskeleton organization; actin filament organization. Bases 72 to 10445 code for a protein of 3457 amino acids. The transcript is spliced from 10 exons. Gene Ontology annotation, molecular function: actin filament binding.